AUGAUGAGCACCGAUUACCAAGCUGAGUAUAUGCACAUGGGCAAUCCAGAAGAAUGGGAUUUGGAUUUGGAUUUGGAUUUGCUGGGUUGUGACAUGGAGGAGUUGUUUGAUUACAAAGUUGAUCAUCCUGGAUUAGCACCUAUUUCCGAGACUCCUCCUCACAUAAUCCCCCAGCAGCAGCAGCAGCAGCACCAGCACCAAUAUUCUUUUUCGUGGAGGUAUUCCCCAAGUCCAGAGGCGAUGGAGACAAUGAAGAAGAGGAGGCCUCACCUGUUUAGCUCAGGCUCGGCAUCAUUUGAUAUUCUGAACAAGUAUGGAAACAGGUGCAGAAGAUUAAACAGUGAAUUUUCAAAUAUUUCGACAAAAUCCGGCCUGAGUUCUGGCGAGCUGUCAAUUGAGAUGAUCAUUCAGUUGGCUGCAGAGAAUUUCAUCCAGACUACUUCCACUUGCCAGGGUGGUGAUCUCUGUGUGCUCAGCCACAGCCCCCCAUAUCCAGGUUCAAUCUUGUGCCAUUCCAAAGAAGACUAUGAAGGGAUUCAGCUUGUCCAGAGCCUCCUCUGCUGUGCUGACAAAGUGGGCAAGAGGCAGUACGAAAGCGCCUGCAAGCUCUUACAUGAAUGUGAUAGAAAGAGCUCCCCUGAGGGGACUCCUGUCCAGAGAUUAGUGUUCUAUUUCUCCGAAGCCCUGCACGAGAAGAUUGACAGGGAAACUGGAAGAAUCACUUCAAAGGGCUUGGGGAAGAAGGUUCAGGAUCCUCUAGAGGCUUUGCACAGCCCUGACUCGGCUCAGAUUGCGUUCCACAAAGAGCAUCCUCUUUCCCAGAUCACCAAAUUUGCCGGGAUUCAAGCUGUAUUAGAUAACAUAGCUGAUGCAACCAAGGUCCACUUCAUUGAUUUCGAGAUCCGGAAAGGAGUACAAUGCAUAGUGUUGAUCCAAGCUCUUGCCACUGCUAGGCGUCACCAUCCUAUAGAUCAUCUCAAGAUCACUGCUGUUGGGACGAGAUCGAAACAAAGCAUGGAGGAGACAGGUAGACAAUUGAUGAGCUUUGCUCAGUGCGUAGGCUUGAACUUCUCUUUUGAUGUAAUCAUGGUAGAUGACAUAUCAGACCUCAAUGGAAACCUCUUCCAGCUUGAUGAUGAUGAAGCCAUUGCUGUGUACGUGGCGUACGCUUUGACACAUAUGAUCAGUAGGCCCAAUCAGCUUGAACAUUUAAUGGGAGUCAUCAAAUCACUCAAUCCAUGUGUUAUGGUUGUGACAGAAGUUGAGGCUAGCUGCAAUUCUCCAAUGUUUGUGGACCGAUUCGUUGAAGCUCUCUUUUUCUACGGUGCAUAUUUUGAGUCCAUGGCGAACUGUUUGAAGAAUGAUGAGAAGCACAGGUCCCUGGCUGAAGGAACAUGCUUCAGUUCAUCAAUAAGGAAUAUGGUUGCGGCUGAGGGAGAGGACAGGAAGAUUCGGCAUGUAGGCAUCGAUGUCUGGAGGGCUUUCUUCAUGCAAUGCAGCCUUGAGGAGAUAGAACUCAGUACAUCCGCGUUAUACCAGGCACAUCUUGUGCUUAAGAACUUCACUUCCGGGGAUUGCUUCACUUUUGACAUGGAUGGUAGAAGUUUGAUUAUUGGCUGGAAGCGAACACCGAUAUGUUCUCUAUCUGCAUGGAAAUUUCAAUGUCCUCAGUGA
This is a messenger RNA of Andrographis paniculata, 1674 nucleotides long. RefSeq names its product DELLA protein RGL1-like. Gene Ontology annotation, molecular function: DNA-binding transcription factor activity; sequence-specific DNA binding. The record is from RefSeq and is a predicted model, not a curated record. Gene Ontology annotation, biological process: regulation of DNA-templated transcription. Gene Ontology annotation, cellular component: nucleus. The transcript has a single exon. Lineage: Eukaryota; Viridiplantae; Streptophyta; Magnoliopsida; Lamiales; Acanthaceae. Bases 1 to 1674 code for a protein of 557 amino acids.